AUGUCAAUUUCAGUAAAAUGGCCCCGAAUUAUUUCCAAAAAACCGGAAACGGCUCUCAAAAGAGCACAAGAACUUAUUCAAGUCGGAAAGGAAAGCGAUGCGUUGGAAGCUCUUCAUGACACUAUUAAGGUAUUAUACUUACAUAUCCUGUUUGUUCAGAAGUAUUUUCCAGGCACGAAGGCAUAAAAUGUGGACGGCCACUCAUGAGCAAAUUAUGAUGAAGCACAUGGAAUUGUGUGUGAACUUGAAGAAGCACCACGUCGCCAAAGAUGCUUUGUUUCAGUACAAAACAUUGACGCAACAGGUAAGAUGCUCGUUGGUUUGAAGUCGAUUCAUAAUUUUUUUUUUCAGAUCAAUGUGAAAUCUUUGGAAAAUGUUGUCGAAUACUUUUUGAAGUUGGCCGAACAAAAAACAGAAGAAGCUCAAAAGUUUUCUAUAGAAAAAGUAGAGGAAAUCGACGAUCUCGACCAAGGGGAUGUUCCUGAAACGUUUGGAUCUCAUGUUGUUCUCUCGAUAAUGAAUAGAUUAAAGGAUGCUGCUCGCCGUUGUUUCUGGCGCUGCUGCUCAAGACCGGAUGGACCGAACUGUUUUGGCUCCUUGGUUGAGAUUUUUGUGGGAUUCCUACCGUAACUGCUUGGAAUUGCUGAGAAACAACGCUCAGGUGCGACAAGGCUUAGAACAUCCUUUAAAAAUUUCCGUUUUCAGGUUGAACACUUGUACCAUCAAAUCACAAGGCAGUCCUUCAUUUUCUGCGCGAAAUAUCAAAGAAGAACUGAGUUUCGCAAGUUGUGCGACCUUCUUCGUUUGCAUUUGAAUCAAAUUCAGAAGCAGCAACAUCUCGGACAUGCGUAUGUAAAUAAUACUUGGCUUUUUACUCAAAUAAAAUGUUUCAGUGUGAAACUGCAUUCUGUCGAGUCUCUUGCAAUGAUGCAGGAAACUCGGCUCUGUCAGUUGGAUACGGCUAUUCAAAUGGAACUGUGGCAGGAAGCUUACAAGUAAUCUAUUUAGUUACAAUAUGUCAUUGACCGAUUUCUAUUUUCCAGGAGUGCUGAAGAUGUCCACGGAAUGAUGCAGCUGUCCAAAGACAAGGACAAGAGAACUGUGAAGCCUUCCAGCUACGUCAAUUAUUACGACAAACUGGCUCUCGUGUUUUGGAAGGCUGGCAACAGCUUGUUCCACGCGGCUGCUCUUCUGCAAAAGUACAUCAUUUACAAGGCGAGUUUUUUCGUAGGAUUCUUGAAUAUUUUUUUUUUCAUUGAAAAUAUCAUUAACAUCCGAAAAUUAUUCACAAAAAAUUUUUUUGUUUGGGGAAAAAAGCAGUAGGAUGAAAUCAUUUUUUCAGGACAUGAAGAAGCAGUUCACGUCGGAAGAAGCCCAAGAACAAGCGAGUCGCGUUCUUUUGGCUACGCUUUCGAUUCCCGAUGGCGCGGAGGCUCCGUCUGACCUCACGAGGAAUCUUGACAUUGAAGACCAGCACAUGGCCAAUAUUCGGUAAGUUUUCAUGUUUGGUUAUUUUUUAGGUUUUUCAUUUGUUUUCCACUCAAACUUUCUAAGAUUAUUCAUUUUCAUGAACCAUUACGGAGCUGUAUAAUUCAGCUUGUUGUCGAACUUGUUGCGACUCCCGAUCGCUCCGUCGAAGAAUGGAAUUCUGAAGGAAGCCGCUCGCAUCGGCCUUCCCGAAAUGGCCAGCGACGUUGCCAAGGACCUCUACAAGCUCCUGGAAAACAACUUCGCUCCACUUCGGUAUCAAAAUUCGGUCUGCCAUGAGUUACAAAAUCUUCUAUAGGAUGGCCAAGGAUGUUGAAGCUUUGUUGAAAUCGAUUGAACGACCUGAUCAUCUCCAAUAUGUCGAUGCUUUGCAGACUGUCGUCGCCACAAAAACUUUGAAGCAGGUAAGCAACUUCAAAAAAGACGGAAGUAAUGAUUUUUUGUUUCAAGAUUUCUGUCAUCUACGAUUCCAUCAGCUGGGACAGAAUCAUGAAGGUUAUUCCUUUCUACAACGAUCUGCAGCUGGAGCGUCUUGUGGUUGAAGCAAGCAAACAUCGAUUUGUCAAGGUUUUUCUAUAUUUCACUUGUAAUGGCUAAGAUUAGGCGAGUAAUUGGAAUCAUAGUAAAAUCUGGGAAACUUUUUGGUUUUCCAGAACGUAAAGAAUUUUUUUAAUCAAUUCAACAAAUCAUUUUCAAGACUUCCAGAUGUAAAGUAAUUUUUUUUAAGUUUUGGAGAUUUUUAAAGUAAAUAAAAAAGUAUGGAAGCCUAAUUCUCGUCGCAUUUUUUAUUUCAAUGUUUUUUUUUCUAUUAAGGCUCAUGUCGAUCAUCGGGCUGGUUGUGUGAAGUUCGGAGUGGCAGACGCGACGUUAGCCGGUGGUGUUGAUCUGGAGGAAGCCGACGGAUUCACUGGUUUUUAUUGUUUUCAUUAAGUUCUAAUUCAAAAUUGCAGGCGAUGAUACUCAACUUGGCGUCGAAGGCAUCCGAACUCAUUUGGAAGUCAUGUACAACAAAUUAAGAAACACUGUUGAGCUUCUUGAUGGCGACAAGCGUCGUAGAGAACUUAUUGCUCGGGUUUGAAAAUAGCUCAAAAUGUUUUGGAAUUUCUUAAAAUUUUGAGGUUGAACAUCACGCUCUCAACUACGAAAGGAACCGUCCUCAAGAAAUGGAGCGCAUUUUGCAGCGCAAGAAGAAGCUCGAAAACUACAAGGUUCAUAAUCACGUAGACUUAAUUUUUCAAAAAGAUUUUACAAAAAAAGUAAAAAAAUUUCGUAAAAUUUUUUUAAUAUUAAAUAAAAACGUUUCUGCAUGCAACAUAGUCUUUUAUAGAUAAAUUAUUUCACGGUUUUCUCAUUUAGGAAAAAUUGGGAACGCGUCAAAAGCAGAAAAGACCCUGGCUGCUCAAACCGAAGCCCAAAAACGCGACGAGGCUAUGCGAGCGGAUGAGAUGAAGCGACUUGAGGAACAGAACAAGGAGAGCGAGCGAAAGCGCAAAUUGGCCGAACAGGUUAAUUCUUUUGUUCCUUUCAAAUAUAUAUCUAUUUCUGUCCAGGAAGAAGUUCAGCGUCAAAUUCGACAAGACCAGUUGCGUAAAAUGCAGCAAAACGCCAUUUAUCAAGACAUCAUUCGAGAAAAAGGCCUUGAUCAGUUCCAUGACAUGGAUCCCGAGGCUGUUCUACGAGAACAGGUAGAAAACACACGAAUCCAUUUUUUAGUUUCAAUUAUUUUGUUUUCAGCGCGAGCGUUUAGACAAGGAACGCAUGGAGACUCAAAGACGUCUCCAGCAACAAGAAAAAACCUUCGACCAUCAUGUUCGUGCCCUUCAUCUCGAGGAAAUGUUGGAAAGGUUUGCAGAAAUCGAUAGCUUAUGAUCACUUAUGUUGUGAAAAAUUGUGGCUGACGGAACAGAUACGAGAAAUGUUAAAGAAAUGAAGAUACUUAAAAAAAAUUUUUUUAUAAUUAUUUUUUUCAAGUCAAUUUUUUUUUUAUUUUUAGGUCAUUGUCAAAAAUUAUUCCUGAUGCGAAAUUUCUUAUUUAAAUCGAGGAUAUAAAGUUGAAAAAGAAAAAAACGUUGAAGAGCUCAGGAGCUUGGACUCAACGUUUCGGCAUUUUCCUGAAAAAAAUAUUCUGUUUGUGUAGUUCAACUUUACUAAUAUCAAUUGUGAAAAAAAAUCAUCAAUUAUAUCAUUUUAUUGUAUUCAGAAAAGCUGUUAUGAUGCACCGCCUGAACGAGGCCCCUAAACACCACGAACAAUAUGAAGAGACGAGAAUCGCCAAGGAAAUGUUAGUUUGAGAAGAAAAAAAAAUUGAGUGAAAGCAAAUUUUUAAGUGCGGAACACGAGAAACAGGUCAAGACGUGGAAUUUGUGGGAUAAUGUCAUGGAGCAAGCGUACGAAUGGAUCGAAGACGUCAAGAACAACAAUUCCGACGUUUUCGACCAAAAGGUUUAAAUUUGGAAAUCAUUAUGUUUGUUGUUCAAUGCAAUGGAUGGCGUAGAAAAGUUUCUUUUAGUCGAGAAGUUGUGUAGAAAACUUUCUUAUUAUUUUCUCCUAGCUUUUUCUCAUUGAAAAGUGUUGAGUCUGGAUUUCUAUGUAGGGAUCAAUAACGGAUAUUAAUGUUAAUCGAAAGACUUCAUUGAACUUCUAAGCUUUUUAUAGAUUCCUUUGAUAUAUAAGUGCGAAGUGAAAGUAAUUGAGUCAUUUUUAGUCGAAGAAAAGAAAAAGUUGAAUAAAGGAACAUUCCAGAUGAAUGAUUGGCAAAACAAAUUGGAAGCCGUCAGGAACAAUCGUUUGGCUGAGCGCGCCGAGCAGCGUAAGAGAGAACGAAAGGAGAAGUACUUGAAGGUUAACAUAUAACCAUACUCAAUUAAUUAUUUUUUUGAAAGUUUAGGCCAAGGCUGAUCAGAAACGCGAGGAAGAAGAACGUCAGAGACAGCAACUCCUCGACGAAAUGAAGCGGCAGCGCGACAGCAACAGACCUGUUAGUGAAGAAUUUGUUUUUUUCUCCGUAAGAAAGCAUUCUUUGAAGCAUUUUUUGGCAAUCUUUUUAAAAAAAAAAGUUUAUUCAACCUGAGUAAAAUUUUUUACUAUGGUUUGAGUUUAAAACAAUUUUUGGCUUUUUGAAUGUUAGGUCACUUUAAAACUGGUACGCUUGAAAUCAAUUUCAUCAUUUUUUAAAAUAAGUAUGGCUAAAAAGCUCUUUGAGUGAAUAUUGAGUAAAGGCUUCAGGAAACCUCGGUAGAGCUGAUUUUAAUACUUUUUUCCUUUUUAGGAGAGAGACGGAGGCAGAAGACGCGAGAAUCCGGACUCGGUCGCCAUGCAAGACAACAAUUGGCGAGCUGGCGGUGGCGAGAGAAUCACCCGGCCGCCACGAGAAGAUCGUCGCGACGAACGGCCUCCCAUGCGCGACAGAGAACGUGAACGCGAUGUUUGUAUCUUGAAAAAACUGAUUGAUUUUUAUUCUUUUUUUCCAGGCGCCACCCUCCCAAGCUGAUCGGGACAAUUCCUGGAGAGCGAACACCGCUCCAACUUCCGGUCCUCCGCCUGGUAAUUUUUGAUUUUGCGUUUCGAUGUUAAAUACUUUUAUCUGCAAGAAUAAUCCUUCAUAGUUACAAAAGUCAGCCGAAAAACGUAUGAAACUUCGUUUUUGAUGUCUCAAAUAGCCAUGUUUUUAAAUAAUCUUACCACGCAGUAGUAUAAAUUUUGAUAUUUGAUUGAAUAAUAAUUCUGAAAAAAGCCACAUGAAACGAGAAAAGUUUUAGUUAAUCGUGAUCGCGAUCGUGAGAAUGACCGCGACCGGGAGCGUGAACGGGAUCGCCGUCGCAUCGAUGACAACGUUCCGACUCGCGAAGACCUCGGCCAACGUCGUCCAGAAGCAGCGCGGCCUCCAGUUAGACCAACUCCUGCCCCCGCCCCCGCCGAAUCGACCUGGACUCGUGGAAGUGUCGUCAAGAAGGAAACGCCUGGUACAAAUAAUCCCCUUAAUUUUGACAGUAAUUUCGACUAUUCAGCGCCCGCACCAUCAGAAGAGCGACCCAAAUCUGUCCUGAAACCCCGCCAAACACAAGAAGGUUGGAAAAUCUUGAUAAUCAAUCAGUCUAGAUUUAGAGAUUUUACAAUUAUUUGUUUUUUAUCAACUUGAACAAUAAAUAAAAUAAAAUACUUUCAUGUAAAGGUUGAAAAAGAGUCCGAAAAUGUAGAAAAGUUGAUUAUUGAUUAGUAUAUAAGUUUAUAGAACACCAUAUAAAAAAAGUGAAAAAAAAUGUUUUUCUGCAGCUGGACCAGCUCCUGCACGAGACUUCGGUGCCCUCCGAUCUGGACCACGGCCAACGCCGCAAGACGCACCCAACCGCGAUAGAGACAAUCGUGAUAACCGCGACAGUCGUGAUAACCGCGACAGUCGUGAUAACCGCGAUAAUCGUGACAAUCGCGACAACCGCUUCAAUCGCGACGCAAACCGGAGACCCGCGACGACGGCUCCAAGAACCGGUGGCGCUCAGGCCGAUUCAGACUCCAACUGGAGGCGAAAGUAA
Messenger RNA from Caenorhabditis auriculariae, 6017 nucleotides. The record is from the annotation of a GenBank genome assembly. NCBI's taxonomy places the organism in Eukaryota, Metazoa, Nematoda, Chromadorea, Rhabditida, Rhabditidae.